Molecule: messenger RNA, 1802 nt
Organism: Paramecium pentaurelia
Lineage: Eukaryota; Ciliophora; Oligohymenophorea; Peniculida; Parameciidae
Source: the annotation of a GenBank genome assembly
AUGAAUCAAACAUAGAAAUUGGCAUAUUAUCCAAAUUUGCUUGUAAUUCAUAUUAUUUUAUAGAUAGGGACAAUCAGAGAGAAUAAUCUAAUAAAAUAUAGAGAGUAAAAGAGGUUUGGAAGAAUAUUUGGCUAUUUUAUAAGAAAGAGCAAACAUUGAAGAUCAAUAUGCCAAAUCAUUACACAAACUUUCCUAAUAAAUUGACAGAUCAAGGUAUAUAAAUUUAUUAUGAAUAUGCUACUAGUAUAACAUAUUUAAGGGAAUAAUUGGUGAAUUAAUUAAGAGAAAAGAUAGAAAGGUUGGAGAAUUUUGUAGAUUUAAUUCGAACAGAAAUAGUUGAAUAAGUGAAGGAAAUCCUAUAGGAUUAAAAUUAAAUAUCGAAAAAGAUUAUUGAUGAGAUGAAAGGUCUAGAAUGGGAUUUAUAAGAUAAAUAAGAUGAUUUAAUGGGUGGAAAAUUGGAUUAUAAAUUGUAAGCUAGAGAAUUAGAGCAAUCUGGAAUUUCAGAUAUGAUUUAUUAAUAUAGUCUUGAUAUUUCAGAAGAUAAAGCAAUAAAGUAAGCAUCCAAGUAAUAAUUCAUUUAUAUAUUUAUUAAAUAGGACCUAGUAAAUUUAAUCUGAAUGCAUUAAGUUGGAAAGAGAAUUUGAAAUUAUUGUUCUUUCCUAUAAUGAAUUUAUUGAUGUUUAUAAAACUAAAAUGGAAAGCUAUUUAUCUUAGAUGGAAUAAUAAGAGUAAUAAAAAUUGCUUGUACAAAAGGAUACUUUAAUGAAACUCUUUUUAUUUGAGUCUUCAAUUUCAAAAUAAUCCUUACAAGAUACUGAAAAAUUGAAUGAUUAGAUCAGAAAAACUAAUCUUUAAGAUGUCAUAGAGAAUUUUAUUAAAAAAUAUUAAAGACCUUAAGAAGCACCUAGAUAACUUGAAUUCAGACCUUAUUCUUCCUUUUUAGGUAAGACAAUAGACAGCAUGAAGAGUUAAGAAUAUCAAAAACUGAAGGAUAUUAUCAAAGCACAUAAUGAUACAUUUUACAAUAUUUAUGAAGACUGUGUUAAGAAGAAUGUAAAUUAUUUUAUAAUAAUUGAUAGAAUUUAUAAACUAUUGAAGAGUAAGAAUUAACACAUUUGAUAAAUCGUAACAGUGUGUAGGCUAUAUACAAGAUAAUGUAAAUUCAUAUUAAUUGUGUAUGGAAUGCAAAUGAAAUAUAAAAUAAUGAGACUAUUAUAGGAUUACUUAGAUAGAGUACUUUGAAUAGAUUACUUUGGUGUUAAGCUUUAGAAAUAUAGGGAAAUAAAAGUAAUUAUAAGGUUCCAUCUAAUGAUGCAUAUGAAUAAAUUGUUAAAUGGAGUUAAAAGAUGAUUAAUUUAGUAGAUUAUAUAUUCUAUUUAGAGUGUUUAGAAUUUUAGGAUGCAUCACCUUUGAGAAAAUUAAUAACUGUUAGUUCAAUAAUUAAUGUUGCAGUUUAGAAUAAGAAACACUUUUUGAUGUAUAACAUUAAAGAAAACAAAGUCUUGUAAACAGCAGAUUUUAUAGAAGCUUCAGUUGUUUAGGCUAUUUAUGAUGCAUUGGUUGAAGAAAUAAAGGAAGUGACUACUUUAGAAGAGAGAAUAAGACGGUAAAUUAUUUGAAUCUAAUCAAGAUAAAAAAUAAAUAUCUUGACACAAUUAUCAAAGAUAUGUUUCACAUUAUUAUAGUUUAAUCCUAUAAGUGUAAUUAAAAUGUAUGCAGAAAACUAUUUGAAGUAGUUAUCUGUGGCUAAUGAUGCUACUGAAAAUUUAUUAUUUUAGAUUGAGAGUUUUGAGUAAUUUUGA